Molecule: messenger RNA, 2007 nt
Organism: Stylonychia lemnae
Lineage: Eukaryota; Ciliophora; Spirotrichea; Sporadotrichida; Oxytrichidae
Source: the annotation of a GenBank genome assembly
AUGGGUAAUACCUAGGUUGAAAGAUAAUACGCAGUAUUUAGAACAGACAAAUAGCCACUGCAAGGCCAUUCUCCAGAGCUUGUAUGUAUCUAAAAUUAGGAUGAUCCAGACAGAUAAACUCCAGAUGACUAUUUUGGUUGCACUACAUUCUGGGACAUCUAUAAAUAGGGUGUUUAAAAAUUUUCAAACAACAAGUUUUUGGGGACAAGAAAUCCAAACAAAGAAGGAAAACCUUAUGAAUGGAAGACUUUCAGAGAAGUAUAUGAUUUGAUGGAUCUAGCAGCCAGAGGAAUAGCAAGCCUCAAUUUAUCUCCAGAAAUAGAGACAGAAGGGAAAAGCUGGAAAUUUUUAGGAAUCCAUUCAAGAAAUAGAGAAGAAUGGACAGUAAUGAACCUUGCAUGCCUCAGGUCUGCUAUUACGAUCGUACCGUUUUUCGAUAGUUUAGGGAAAGAUGCUUUGUCUUUUGUAAUCAACUAGGCUGAACUUUAAACUAUGUGUAUUGAGUCUAAGAAUUUCGAGAACCUAAUCAGCUUGUAAUAAAAUGGAGUAAUACCUUCAUUGAAAAACAUUGUCAUAUUUGAAGGUGUGACCAUUACACAGAGAUAAAGAGCUGAAUCUCAAGGUAUCAGAAUCUUAUCAUUCCAGGAUGUUCUGCAUGCUGGAGAGAUUCACAAAGAAGUUGUAUUGAAUGAGCCUAAGUCUGACUCAAUCUAUAUGUUCAUCUACACCUCAGGCACUACUGGUGAUCCCAAGGCAGCUAUGAUAUCUCAUAGAAAUCUUAUUGGAAUGAUGCAUCACAUGGACUACAAUGAUUAGAUGAAUGGAUCAUCUAUCAUUGAGACUGACGUUUGUAUGUCAUAUCUACCUUUAGCUCAUUCAUUUGAACAAGGAACUUUGCUUGUAUCUUUAAAUAGAGGAUACUCACAUGGAUUUUACUCAGGCGAUCCAUUAAAAUUGUUUGAGGACAUUCAAGAACUUAAACCUACUUACAUUGCUGCAGUCCCAAGAAUUCUAACUAGAGUAUACUAAAAGAUUAUGGAUGGUGUCAAUGCAAAGGGAGGUGUAGCCAAGUGGCUCUUUGAAAAAGCUGUAAGUGAUAAGAUUGCCACUUACCAAUCAAGUGGCCAGUUGACUCAUAAGUUCUACGAUAAAGUAGUCUUCAAAAAGGUGAAAGACAUCUUUGGUGGAAAUCUAAGAAUAAUGCUCAGUGGCUCUGCUAGUCUUGAUGCUAAGGUCCUCCUCUUCUUUAGGGUUGCUUUAGGCUUUUACGUAUUUGAGGGCUAUGCUCAGACUGAAACUACUCUUUGCGGAACCAUAACUUCUAUGCAUGAUUAUACUACUGGUAAUGUCGGUACUUGCAGUAGUGUGAACAAAUUGAGACUCAAAGAUGUCCCUGAAAUGAACUAUUAUCAUACCGAUAGCCCACCAAGAGGAGAACUGCAAAUCAAGGGUGCAGGAAACAUUAUUGGGUAUUUCAAGAAUGAGGAAAAGACAAAAGAAUUAAUCAGUGAAGACGGAUGGUUAAGCUCAGGUGAUGUUGUAGCGAUUCUUCCAAAUGGAAAUGUUCAAAUCAUUGAUAGAGCCAAAAAUAUCUUCAAACUCUCCUAAGGAGAGUAUAUUGCUCCAGAGAAACUUUAAAAUAUCUAUGCUUAGUCUGUAUUCAUUCAGUAGAUAUAUGUUCAUGGUGAUUUGAAAAGAGAAUAUCUUGUGGCUGUGGUCGUACCUGACCCAGAUUCUAUAAAGAGAACUGCUACGUCUAAAGGUAUAGCAACAGAUGAUUACAACUAGUUAUUAAAUAACUCUGAUAUCAAGAAAGUUAUUCUUGAUGAAAUGAACAAAAUGGCAACUAACUUUAGCUUGACUGGUUUGGAGAGAAUCAAGAAAGUUCACCUGACCAGCACUACUUUUAACACCGAAAAUGAUCUAGCAACUCCCACAAUGAAAGUUAAAAGAUUCAAUGUCAAGAAGUACUUCGAAAAGGAACUUGAGGAGCUUUAUAUUGAUUGA